Cynara cardunculus var. scolymus (artichoke) is the source of this 1701-nucleotide messenger RNA. RefSeq names its product thylakoidal processing peptidase 1, chloroplastic-like. Gene Ontology annotation, cellular component: chloroplast thylakoid membrane. Lineage: Eukaryota; Viridiplantae; Streptophyta; Magnoliopsida; Asterales; Asteraceae. Gene Ontology annotation, molecular function: serine-type endopeptidase activity. The coding region runs from base 300 to 1397 and encodes 365 amino acids. The transcript has 6 exons. The record is from RefSeq and is a predicted model, not a curated record. Gene Ontology annotation, biological process: thylakoid membrane organization.
AUUUGCUUCUGCCUUCCAACACUAUUCCUCUCUCGUUCCCGAGUCCUCUCCCCGGAGGAAAUUACCUCCGGUUGUUUUUUCUGAUUUAGGGUUUCUAAUUCAUCAUCUCUCCCGAAUUUUGACCCUCCAAUUCUUCAUUUUGGUUCUAAUCUAGAUCUUCCAUUCAACCCCAGAGUCUCAGUUUCACUGAUUUCAAUUCCAAUGGGAUAUCUGGCUUUGUAGGCUUUCUCUUAUUAGCACAGUUAAUCCGCGAAGAAGAAAUUCUCCAAAUCUUUAUCUUUUUAUUCAAUAUUGCGGUUAUGGCGAUCCGAUUCACCGUUUCUUACUCCGGCUACGUGGCCCAAAACCUGGCCUCGUCCGCCGCCGGAAAAACCAAUACAUGCCGGAUUUUUCACGAGGUUUUUUCUCGCCCUCGUAUGUUCCAGAAGCCCGAUCGAGAUGUCUCUACCGGAUAUCGUCCAGCGGCAACGGCGGCGACAAGAAAUUCGGUUUCGGCGUAUGCGACGCUCGCGAGUGAAUUUCUAGGCGUUGAGAGUUCUAACAAACCUUCCCCGCUUGUUGUUGGAUUGAUCUCGCUGGUGAAGUCAGCUGCUACCGGUGGUUGUUCUGGGGGUGGUUCGGGAGUAUUUGGGAUUUCGCCGUUGAAGGCGUCUUCCAUUAUUCCGUUUCUACAAGGAUCGAAGUGGCUCCCUUGUAACGAGAUUAACAGUUCGGAGGUGGAUAAAGGGGGUACUAAAACGAAAAAUAACAAUCAAAGUUCCAGUGAUUGCUUGAAAAGUUGUGAUGUUGUUGGUGGGAAGGCAAUGAUUGUUGAGAGGAACAAUUGGCUUUCAAAAUUGUUGAAUGUUUGUUCCGAUGAUGCUAAGGCUGCCUUUACAGCUUUGAGUGUGAGUAUCUUAUUCAGAUCGCAGUUGGCAGAGCCGAGGUCGAUCCCUUCACAGUCAAUGAGYCCUACCCUUGAUGUCGGUGAUCGCAUUCUGGCAGAAAAGGUUUCAUACAUCUUUCGGAACCCAGAAGUUUCAGAUAUAGUGAUAUUCAAGGCACCUCCCAUUCUCCAGGAAAUUGGUUACAGUUCUGGGGACGUAUUUAUAAAAAGAAUAGUAGCAAAGGCUGGAGAUUGUGUUGAGGUACGAGAAGGUGAACUGUUGGUGAAUGGUGUUGUCCAAGAUGAGGAAUUCAUCUUAGAGCCAUUAGCUUAUGAAAUGGAACCUAUGCUUGUGCCAGAAGGGUAUGUGUUUGUGAUGGGCGACAACCGUAACAACAGUUUUGACUCGCACAACUGGGGCCCCCUUCCCGUAGAAAACAUUGUGGGUAGGUCUGUGCUGCGAUAUUGGCCACCGACCAAAAUCUCGGACACUAUAUAUGAAGCGAAAAGAGGUGUUGCAGUGCAGUCGUGACCCUCUAUUUACCCCGAUCUGUGCAGAGGGUAAAUCUUGAAUGGCUCCUUUUUCUGACAAAUUGGUUUUUGUCCCUCUCUUUUGCUUUGGUUUCUUUUUUGGCUCAUAAUAUGUGUGAGCAUUGUGAAUACUACUUUUGGUUGUUUGAUUGUGUCUUUCUUUGUAUUGGGAUGGGGAAACCCUCCAUGUUCACAAGUGUGUGUUGUUUAGGAUUCAUUUGUGUUGCAAAAGAAUGUAAUUUCAUUCAUGAAGGUAACCUUAAUAUGUUGGUGGAAUGUUUAUUUGGUCUUAAGAUUUAAAUUUC